CAACACGCCAUGGCUCCCGUCACGUCCAUCCCGUACCCCAGCACUCUCGACUACAAGAACCAGGGCGUUCCUGUCCCCGGCACUGAGCGACCCGGACAGACUCCUCACUACCGCAACGGUGUCUGGGGCUACAUCAGCGUCGACACGCCCGGCGCGCUCAAGACUCUCUAUGAGAUCUUUGAGAACGGCUACGCGCACAACCCCAACGCCCGCCUCCUCGGCCACCGCCCCAAGCUCUCCGACAGCCCGCUCAAGUUCGGUCCGUACGUCUGGCAGACCUACAAGGAGGUCGACGUCCGGAGGCGCCGGCUGGGCAGUGCGCUGCACCAUCUCUUCCAAAAGGGCGACCUCAAAGCUCACGACCUGCCGACUGUUGGAAUCUGGGCGCAGAACAGGCCGGAAUGGCAAAUCGUCGAGCUCGCGCUUCACGCGUACGACAAGGUCGGCGUUAGUCUGUAUGAUACGCUAGGAAAGGAUUCAGUCGAAUAUAUCAUUAAUCACGCUCAACUGAGCAUUGUCUUCACCACCCCCGACCAUAUACCCGCCCUGCUAAAGUCUGCCCCGAAAUGCCCCACCAUGAAGGCUAUCGUGUCGCUCGACGCCUUGAACCCACAAGCUCGGACCGCAUUCAAUGCGUGGGGUGAGAGUUUUGGCAUCAAGAUCUACGAGCUGAGCGAGCUGGAGGCACUUGGCCAGGCCAACCUCAUUGAUCCCAUCAUCCCAACGCCCGAAACCAUUGCAUCUAUCUGCUACACCUCCGGCACAACGAGCAACCCCAAAGGCGUGGUCUUGACGCACGGUAACCUUGCCCUUUCUGCCUACUCCAACCUGUUCGGCCUCGAGUAUCCUCCCAGCUCAUGCCUUUUCUCUUACCUCCCCCUCGCCCACAUCUACGAGCGCGUCAUGGAGCUCGCAACCAUCGCCACCGGCGGCUGCGUCGGCUACUUCACAGGCGACCCGCUCCGGCUGCUCGAGGACGUGCAGGAACUCAAGCCGCAGUUCUUCCCGUCCGUGCCGCGCGUGCUGAACCGCAUCUACCAGUCCGCGAUGGCGGCCGGGCAGCUGCCCGGCAUCAAGGGCGCGCUGUUCAGGGCGGCCGUCAAGGCCAAGAUGGACAACUUCAAGGCGACGGGCGCGACGACGCACACGUUCUGGGAUGCGGUGGUGUUCCGCAAGGUCCGCGCCGUCCUCGGCGGCAACCUGAUGCUCGUCAGCACGGGCUCGGCGCCGAUCAGCGCCGAGGUGAUGGACUUCCUCAAGAUCGCGCUCGGGUGCGAGGUCGUCGAGGGGUACGGCAUGACCGAGAACUGCGGGACGUGCACGCACACGGUCAAGGACGACCGCAGCGCGAGCGGCUCGAUCGGCCCGCCGCAGCCCGUGAACGAGCUCAAGCUCGUCGACGUGCCGUCGAUGAACUAUACGUCCAAGGACAAGCCGAACGCGCGCGGCGAGCUGUGCGUGCGCGGGGCGAACUGCUUUAGUGUGUAUUAUAAGGACGAGAAGAACACGUCGGAGACGGUUCACGACGGCUGGAUACACACCGGCGACGUCGCCGAGGUCGACGCGCACGGUCGCUUCCGCAUCGUCGACCGCGUCAAGAACAUCAUGAAGCUCGCCCAAGGCGAAUACGUCGCGCUGGAAAAAGUCGAAAACCUAUACAGCGCCUGCCCACUCGUAUCCCAGAUCUACGUACACGGCGACUCGCUCCAAUCCUACCUCACCGCCGUCGUCGUCCCCGAACCCAGCACAUUCGCCCCGCUCGUCGCCUCCACCACCGGCGACCCCUCCAUCACACCCGAGAACACCGCCGCGCUGACCAAGGCGCUGCGCGACCCGCGCGUGGUCGCCGAGACGCUGCGCGUGCUCACGCGCGAGGCGAAGAAGAACAAGCUGACGGGGUUCGAGACCGUCAAGCGGCUGCACCUCUCGCUCAGCCCGUUCUCGGUCGAGGACAACACGCUCACGCCGACGUUCAAGCUGCGCCGCAAGGACGCGUACGCAAAGUUCAAGACGGAGCUCGAUGCGCUGUACGCGCUCGGCGAGCCUGCGUCGUCGGGCAGCAAGCUCUAAGCUAACCAGGCGAGAAGGGGGUGAUAUAAAACGGAAACGAGGACGAGGACGAGAACGAGGGGGACGGGAUGCAUAGAUUAUCACGGUUUCCUUUGUUUCAUUGGGAAAGCUGUAUUUCAUUGACUUGAUUGAUAGCUCAUAUCGCGAACGAGCUACAGAAAACAUCUUUAUACAACAACGACGACGAUGCCUAUGUACAUUUAAUACAUCUCUCUAUCUAUUUAAAUCAACAAGGAGAUCUCGGAUAAAGACGUAGCAA
Molecule: messenger RNA, 2329 nt
Organism: Coniophora puteana RWD-64-598 SS2
Lineage: Eukaryota; Fungi; Basidiomycota; Agaricomycetes; Boletales; Coniophoraceae
Product: long-chain-fatty-acid-CoA ligase
Exons: 12
Coding region: 10-2070 (686 amino acids)
Biological process (GO): long-chain fatty acid metabolic process
Cellular component (GO): membrane; endoplasmic reticulum
Molecular function (GO): long-chain fatty acid-CoA ligase activity
Source: RefSeq, a predicted model, not a curated record